Molecule: messenger RNA, 1446 nt
Organism: Engraulis encrasicolus (European anchovy)
Lineage: Eukaryota; Metazoa; Chordata; Actinopteri; Clupeiformes; Engraulidae
Exons: 6
Source: RefSeq, a predicted model, not a curated record
AUGGCAUCGCCAAAGAAAUACAUUAAAUUUGGAAAUGCAGAAAUCGAUCAAUAUGGAAGCCACAAAAGAUCUGAAUAUGAAGAACAUGAUUUCUCUGACGAUGGACGGGCCAGCAGUGAUCUGGAAUUUCUUCUAAAGCGCUUCAUGAAGCGGGAUGCACUGCCCACUUCUCCAUACAAGCUGGCCAGAGUGGAUGUCACUGACCGAACAUUUUGGCACAGUCCAAAAGAUGUCGACAUAGGCAUGGGUGCAGUGGUGGCCCUCAAGGAGCUCACAAAAGCAGGCUCUGCAAGUGACCUCAGGGUACUGCAGUUCAAUACUGACUGCUUGCAUGCACUGUCAGCCAUAUGUAAGAAGAUCAUUGACAAGUGCCCAUUGAAGUAUGCCACUGUCCAGAACAUGACUUGCUUGGACCCAGCCAAAAUGUGCAGCAAUCCUGAAGACAGUCUCCGUAAAAUGAAAGCCCUCAUUCAGAUGUUCGUUCAAGACAAACAACUGCCUGGCGGGAUAUCUGCUGGUGAUAUCGUUGCGCAACAGUUUGAGAAGUUCCUGUUCAACGAGGCCAAAGCUGAGCAGUUCAUGUCAUUUCGGCCCUCUGAGGACUCCAGAGUUGAUGUCUUCCUGUGCCAGCAUCUCCAGCCCUCUCCGGAACUGUGGUCAUUCUGCCGAUCCCUUCUUCUCUUGUCCCAUGGACAGGCAGCAGUUGAGAGGGGUUUCUCUGUGAAUAAGGAAGUGGAAGCCUGCAACAUGUCGGAGGACACUGUAAUUGCUCAGAGGCUUAUAUGUGAUCACGUUAGGGUUUGUGGGGGGGUGCUUAAAGUACCUCUAACAAAAGAGCUAAUUGCGUACUGCGCUUCAGCACGUACCCGCUACCGACAGCACUUGGAGGAUGAAAGGAAGAAAAGGGAAUCGGAGGGACAUUCCAAGAAGAGGUUCAUCUGACCUUGAAGAAUUUCGGAAAAAAGAGUGUGCAUUGAGGAGGUGUGCAAAUUACUAGAGCGUGAUGCAGACCGGUUGGCAGAGCAGGCUGAAAAUGCGGCAGGAACAAAAAUGGCCACCCUCAUAACGAAAUCAAACAUGUUGAGAAGAAGGGCCAAAGAAAAAUGUGAUGAGUUGAGGAAGACUAAUGAAGAGAUUGAGGCCAAAGUUGUGGAACUUAAGAAGACCUAGAUUUGCACUACAAUGUUCCUUGUCAUGGAACUAAAACCUAACUAUGUUAUGCACUGAAAAAUAAUGUUCUUUGCACAGCUGAACUCUUGAGGUUCUUGCACUUAAAUGUUCUUUGCACAGCUGAACUCUUCAGGUUCUUGCACUUAAAUGUUCUUUGCACUGCUGAACUGUUGAGGUUCUUGGUAGUUCUUUCAUUUUUUUGGUUUUUCAUGUUAAAUGUUCAUUGCUGUGAUCCACUUUUCCCAAAUGAGUGUAUAAUUAAUAACUUAGAAGACA